UUGCGUCAGUGGUGCGCGCCGGGGGAAACCUGGCCAGCCGCAUGGCUGCAGGUUCUGGAGCUCCGCGGCCAAAAGCGGCCUCCGAGGGGCCGGUGGUGGGGUCCGCCGGCGUCCUUCCUUGUCUGGAGCUGCCGACCUACGCUGCCGCGUGUGCAUUGUUGAACAGCCGCUACUCCUGCCUCGUGGCGGGGCCGCACCGCAGACACAUCGCACUGUCGCCGCGCUACCUUCACCGGAAACGCACCGGUAUUCGAGAACAGCUCGAUGCAGAACUCCUGCGUUAUUCCGAAAGCCUUUCAGGUGUCCCCAUCGCAUAUGAUAACAUCAAAGUAGUGGGUGAACUGGGAGAUAUUUAUGAUGAUCAAGGCUACAUUCAUCUUAAUAUCGAAGCGGAUUUUGUUAUUUUCUGCCCUGAAUCAGGGCAGAAGCUUAUGGGUACAGUUAAUAAAGUGUCCUCCAGCCACAUCGGCUGCUUGGUGCACGGGUGUUUCAAUGCCUCCAUCCCGAAGCCUGAGCAGAUGCCGGCUGAGCAGUGGCAGGGCCUGGAGGUCAGCGUGGGCGAUGAGCUAGAAUUUGAAGUAUUUCGUUUAGACUCAGAUGCUGCUGGAGUGUUCUGCAUUCGGGGAAAACUGAAUGUCACGAGUUUACACACCAAGUGCUCUGCAGUUUCUGAAGAAGUAACAGAAACUGGCCCCGAAGAACUUUUUGAAAAACUUCCAAAGAAGAAGAAGAAAAAGAAGAAAGACCCAGAGCCAGAUGAAGGACCAGGUGGCGCCACAGAGCCAUCAGAUUUUGCAGAUGUCCCCAUGGAGGAAGGGACAGACCUGCAGGUGAAUAGCAGUGAGAAUGGCCUCUGGGAUGAAAAGCCAAAGAAGAAGAAGAAGAAAAAGAAGAAAGACCCAGAGCCAGAUGAAGGAGCAGGUGGCUCCACAGAGCCAGCAGAUUUCGCAGACCUGCAGGUGAACAGCAGUGAGAAUGGCCUCGGGGGCAAAGAGCCAAAGAAGAAGAAAAAGAAGCAGGAUCAGGACCCUGUUUUUCCAGCCAGUGACUCCAGUGGUUACCAGAGUGACCAUAAAAAGAAAAAAAAGAAAAGAAAGCACAGCGAGGAGGCUGAAUUUGCCCCCCUUUUGGAACACUCGCCUAGAAAGAAAAGGAAACAGUAAUUUUCUUUAGUGUGUUGUAAAUAUGAUUCAGUUUUGAAAGGUUGAUUUAUACACAGUAGAUGCAGACAUGUUUGAAUGAUAUGAAAUAGUUUUUGAAACAGGAAAGUAUUGAAAAGGAGUGUUUGAUGCUAAAAUUGCAGAAGCGAUCAUUUGGAAAACGCCAGUAUUAUCAAAGUGCCAUUUUAUUGUAUACAGAAUGAAAGGUAAGAGUUCCUCUCAGUAUUGACUCUUGUAUUUUUCCAGGUCUUACAUUCUAAAUAAAAUUAUUUAUAUAAUUGCAAUACUAGCAAAAGGACUUUAUUUUGCAGUGUCGUCAUACUAUUAAAGAAUUAAUUUGAGCUUAGGUUUUCAGUUUAUUGCCUUUCUUUAUCAUGAAAUUACAGGCCAUUUUGUUUCACUUUUUAAAAAAUCGGAGGCAUUAACCAGUUUCAGAUUUUCCUUUAUCAUGGCCACUACAAUGAUUGUUUAACUGGGUUUGCCACAGCAGCUUCUGAAGUCUCCAGUGCUCGGAGGAACCAUGCCACUACUGACUGGUAGGACACGAUACUUACUCUCCUUCCCUUCCAGGUGCAUGUUUGAUGGUGUUUUCUUUUUUCUCUGCGUCCAUGAGGUUGUGGAGAGGGGUGUUCUCUUGUACUUACUCAGUGGUGCCUCAGCCAUUCUGUUCGUUGUGUGUUGGAGAAGGAGGAUCUGAUGAAGGCAAGGUAAAUCAGAUCCUGCUUAGUGGGGAAUUUCCCAAAUACCUUUUAAUAGCUGGGUUAGGCUGCUGGAAAUUGUUCUGAAGAGAAAACAGCUGUUCACUGCUUCCACUGAGAAGACAUCAAACAUGCCUGAACUACUGGAGGACAGCAUUGAGAUGAUUAGCCGGCUCAGGCCGAUGACCAACACGUGGCAGUAUUCACGCCGGUAACAGGUACUUGGCCCUCCUCUCCAGCACAUGCUACUAAGGUCCAGGGCUGUGGUGGCAAAGUACAUGCAGUGCCUUCCCUCGGGGCAUGUAAAGAGAAACAGAUGCACAUAUACGCAGUAAAGGUAAGAAAAUUAGCAAGUGUGCUAAGUGCUACAAAGAAAAAGAAGAUUGUUCACUCACUGUUAGUUGUAUAUCUUGAAUGAAUGAAUGGUUGAAUAGAACUACAAAUAGCAACCAGUGUUGUUGCCAUGUAUAUAGUAUCAGAAACAGUACUGGUCUUAUGUUGUUUAAUUUCUGUUAUAGUAUAAAUUCUGCCAGUAGUAUGUCUUGAUCUAAAUCUAUAAUGGUAGAGUGCACUGCUG
Molecule: messenger RNA, 2435 nt
Organism: Artibeus jamaicensis (Jamaican fruit-eating bat)
Lineage: Eukaryota; Metazoa; Chordata; Mammalia; Chiroptera; Phyllostomidae
Gene: POLR1F
Product: RNA polymerase I subunit F
Exons: 4
Coding region: 42-1163 (373 amino acids)
Biological process (GO): DNA-templated transcription; DNA-templated transcription initiation
Cellular component (GO): RNA polymerase I complex
Source: RefSeq, a predicted model, not a curated record